AUGGCGGAAGAAGUAGCGAGCAAGAGGAUCAAGACGGAGAAGGACCAUGGAGCGGGGCCGGAGCCGGACGGGGCGGCGGCGGAAGGGGGCAGGUCGGAUGGCGAGAUAUUCGUCAAGAUACAGUCCGAGGUCCUCUGCUGCAGGAUCUGCCUCGAGCCCCUCAAGCCACCCGUCUUCAAGUGCGAGGCUGGACAUGUUUUGUGUUCUGUGUGCAUGGAAAAGCUCCGCGAGGUUGGGUCUGUUUUAGGAUUGGGCAUUUUUUGUGAUGUGUGUCGCAAAAAUACUAACUACUGCCGUUGCGUCGAACUCGAGCAAGUCAUCGACGCCAUCAAAGUGCCAUGCUCAAACCAGACAUAUGGCUGCAAUGAGUCCAUCAUCUACCACGAGAAAGAGAAACAUGAAACUGAAUGUACACAUGCUCCAUGCUACUGCCCAGAGAAUGACUGUGAUUUCAGAGGGGGAACAUGUUGUCUUCUGGACCACUUCGUCACAGCGCACGGCUGGUCGCCGACCAACUUCAGCUACAACAAACCACUGAAGAUAUCCGUUGCUCGUGACCACCGGUUCACGCUCCUCGUCGGGGAAGACCAAACCAUGUUCCUCCUGACCAAUACUCCGACGGAAAUCGGCAGCGCUAUCACCAUGGUCUGCAUCCGGCCUCAUGAAUCUGAACCGAGCUAUUCAUGCAACAUAUCGGCUGCUCAGGUUGUUGCUGGUGGAAAAGCCGAAGGGAGGCUUGUGUUCCAGAAGGAUCCUCUUGUGUCAAGCAACUCGCUGGUGGGUGGAGUUCAGUUGGGCAAGUUCUUCCUGCUGGUUCCCCCUGAACUCGCUGAUCGCUCAUCUGGUGAACUCACCUUACACAUCCGUGUUGACAGACUGGCGCCAUAG
Lolium rigidum is the source of this 888-nucleotide messenger RNA. Its product is annotated as E3 ubiquitin-protein ligase SINA-like 8. Gene Ontology annotation, molecular function: zinc ion binding. The record is from RefSeq and is a predicted model, not a curated record. The coding region runs from base 1 to 888 and encodes 295 amino acids. The transcript has 2 exons. NCBI's taxonomy places the organism in Eukaryota, Viridiplantae, Streptophyta, Magnoliopsida, Poales, Poaceae.